Messenger RNA from Penicillium atrosanguineum, 375 nucleotides. RefSeq lists its product as uncharacterized. Lineage: Eukaryota; Fungi; Ascomycota; Eurotiomycetes; Eurotiales; Aspergillaceae. Bases 1 to 375 code for a protein of 124 amino acids. The record is from RefSeq and is a predicted model, not a curated record. The transcript is spliced from 2 exons.
AUGCCGCUCGAAGCGAGCGAUGAGAUGAGCAACCACCUGGGCAGUUGCCUGCAGGAAGAAUACAGAUCACCGCAUCUGAAUGCCGACUGUCGUGCAACCGAAGAUACAUCAGAUCCCAUCACAACGCAUACAUUGUCUACUGACCACCCCCGCUCCCCGAUUGGCCCCUUCUUCACCUCCCUGUACUGCAACCCCCAGCACUUCCACAUCUCGCCGCAAUAUCCAGCAGCCGUCCGUGCAAUCCAUGGCCUGGGCACCCCGGGCAGUUCAACCCCGACGGGAUACGGUCGCACCAUCGGCCCAGUGGCCGCGAUCGCCACGACGAGGCUGGUCCUGAAGUUCCCACCGGCCAUACCCGCUAACUUUCCUAGGUAA